GGCUGCUUCUUGUCACUCACUCUGCGAGCUGUUCGCGUGCGUAUCGGGUAGAGGCAAGGACCAAUUCAUAUCCUACUGAUACCAGCAUAGUUGGAAAACGAAAAUAUAUUUUAACGUCGACAUCAACUGACCAACUGCAUCUAUUCUUCAAGGAGAAUAUCUUUGUGAGAGAUUGCAAUGCUUAAAACAAGGGAUCUCAUCUGGGCAUUGCUCUUCUUUGGCUAUGCAGCCUCCCUCCAGGUGGAGAUCGUACCGACUCAGGGGGAGAUCAGCGUGGGAGACUCCAAGUUCUUCCUCUGUCAAGUUGUUGGAGUCGCAAAGGACAUUGACUGGUUCUCCCCCAGCGGAGAGAAGAUCCUCCCCAACAGACAGGACAUCUUCGUGAGCCGCAGUGACGAGUCCACCUCCACGCUCACCAUCUACAGCGCCGACGUCGACAGCGCGGGCAUCUACAAGUGUGUCGCCACCGACGGGGACAAGGAAGCAGAAGCCACCGUCCACGUCAAGAUCUUCCAGAAGAUUACCUUCAACAGCUCCCCGUCCCCGCAAGAGUUCAACGAGGGCAACGAUGCCAACAUUGUCUGUGACGUGAUCAGCUCUCCUCCCCCCAGCAUCAUCUGGAAACACAAAGGAUCCAAGAUCCAGGUCGCCAAAGAUGUUCGGUUCAAGAUCCUGGCCAACAACCACCUCCAGAUCCGUGGGAUCAAGAAGACUGACGAGGGCGUGUACACCUGUGAGGCUCGCGUCAUGGCCCGCGGGGAGAUCGACUUCCGGGUCAUCAAGGUCAUAGUGAACGUGCUGCCCACCAUCAGGACCAGGCAGUCGGAGGUAAACGCCACGGCAGACAGCGGACAGUCGGUGAUGCUGGCCUGCGACGCCGACGGUUUCCCUGAACCCAGCGUCACCUGGGCGCGGAACCAGGUGGUCCUGGUGUCGGAUGAGAAAUUCAGCUUGAACGAGGACGGCUCGGAGCUGACGAUCUUGGACGUCAACAAACUGGACGAGGGAGAUUACACGUGCAUCGCCCGGAACAAGGCCGGGGAAAAGGAGGGAGAAGUCAGCCUGAAUGUGUUCGUGCCGCCCAAGAUCACCUACUUCAACAACCAGUCUGCAUCAGAGCUGGACGAGCAGAUCACGCUGACCUGCGAGGUGUCAGGUGACCCCAUCCCCACCGUGUCCUGGAGUUCACGCAACCGCGUGCUGAAGGAGGGCGAGCAGAGUCUGGAUAAGAACGUGAUGGUUCGCAGCCACGCGCGUGUCUCAUCUCUCACCCUGAAAUACGUCCAGUUCACGGACGCCGGACAGUACUUCUGCACCGCACGCAACCCCAUCGGCCAGGACACCCAGAGCAUCUACUUGGAAGUGCGAUACGCUCCCAAGAUCCAGGGCUCCGUCACCUGGUACACCUGGGAGAGGAACGCCGUCAACAUCACCUGCGAGGUGCUGGCCCAUCCUGGGGCCUCCGUCAGCUGGUUCAGAGACAGCCAGCGACUCCCCAAUGCCAACGUCACCAACAUCAAGAUCUACAACACUCCUGCCGUCAGCUACCUGGAGGUCACCCCAGAUUCUCAGAAUGACUUUGGGAGCUACAACUGCACCGCCAGAAAUGACGUUGGCGUGGAGUCCAAGGAGUUUCUUCUUAUAGAAGCAGAUGUGCCCUCUGCUCCGGGGAUCAGCCGUGUGGAGCCCUUCUCCAGCACCGCCCUGGUGACCUUCGAGGAGCCGGAGGCUGACGGGGGCGUGCCGGUGCUCCGGUACCGGGCUGAGUGGCGUGCCGGCGGACAGGAAUGGACCAGCAAGGAGUACGAAGCAGAGGACGACAUGGACGUCCUCACCAUGGUGGGGCUGAAGCCGGAGACGUCCUACGAGGUCAAGAUGUCCGCCAUCAACGGCAAGGGGGAGGGCGAGAGCAGCGCGGCCGUGAGCUUCAAGACCGAGCCCGUCCUUUCUUCAGUGACUCCAACGCUUCUCGUUCCAACCAGUGCACCCCUUAAAGGGGAGCCCAGUCCUCCUAAGCUGGACGGAGAGCUGGAGAAGACGGGCGACUCCUUCAAGGUCAACUGGGUCAUGCAGGACGACGGCGGCUCCCCCAUCAAGCACUACCUGGUCCGCUACAAGCCUAAACACGGCUCGGACUGGAAGCCAGAGAUCCGCCUCCCCACUAGCAGUGAGUUUGUGGUUCUCCGAGGGCUGAAGUGGAACGUUGAGUAUGUGGUGUACGUGGUGGCUGAGAACCAGCAGGGCAAGUCCACCCCUGCCGUGUUCUCCUUCAGAACCGCAGCAGAACCCACCGCCGUCCCAGACAUGGCUACAGGGGGUCCAGGCCUGGGCACUGGUGCCAUCGUGGGGAUCCUGAUCGUGGUCUUCAUCCUGCUGCUGGUGGGCGUCGACGUCACCUGCUACUUCCUGAACAAGUGCGGUCUGCUCAUGUGCAUCGCCGUCAACUUCUGUGGCAAGGCCGGACCGGGGGCCAAGGGCAAGGACAUGGAGGAGGGGAAGGCUGCAUUCACGAAGGACGAGUCCAAGGAGCCCAUCGUGGAGGUGAGGACUGAGGAGGAACGCACACCCAACCACCAAGGAGGCGGAGCCACGGAGCCCAACGAGACCACGCCCCUUACGGAGCCUGAGCCUGCAGCUGACACCACCACAGUGGUGGACAUGCUCCCCUCCACAGCCACUAACUCUGACCCCGCCACCGAGAGCUUUAGCACGGCCCAGAGCAGCCCUGCUAGCGAGAGCACAACCCUCUCCUCCAGCGCCGCCGCCCCCGCCAAGCCCCACCCCAAAGCGGCCCCCAAGGCUUCCCCCAAAAGCUCCCCCGCCCCGGCCCCCCAGACCAGCAACCCCACAGCCUCCACCACCACCCCCUCCCCACAGGCCAGCGUGGCUCCCCUGGUUGACCUGAGUGAUUCCCCGGCCCCUUCCCAGAGCCCAGGUGCCUCCAAACCCUCCACAGCCCCGUCUGAGCCCAGCGCCCCUGCUCCAGAGCCGCCUCUAGCCACCGGCUUGUCCUCCACCAAAGCAACCGUUCCUCAGGGCAAGCCAGAGCCAGUCACAAGCCCAGCCAGCAACGCCCACCCUCAGAGUAAGGACUUACAGAUAGACGACCUGGCCCAAGACGUGUUCGAUGCCCUGGGCAGAGACGCCAGAGCCCCAGCCUCUGCUCCCACCCAGGACGACGGUAAGAUCUUGACAGACGACAAAAGUAAACCCGAGACAGAGACGGAGGUGAAGAAAGCUCCUUCUGAGGUGAAGACGGUGCCCACCGAGGCGGUCAAGUUAAACGGAAACGAGAGCAAAGCGUGAUCGUGGUUCAGAAGGCCUGGCCACGGCACAGCCUGCCCACGGCACAGCCACCACCCCCAUGAUGACAAAGUUUCAACAACAACAAAAAAAAGCAACAAAAAAAGUUUUAAAAGGGUCUGUUUUUUCAGUGUCUUCUAUGAGUUUUCUGAACAAAAGAUGUUGGUUAGACCUGUAGAGCGAAAUAUAAGACCUCAUGCACAUGCCUUAGAAUUUCCUCCUUAUUUUCUCAGUUAUUUUUCUUCACCUCUCACUUUUUCAUAGAAAACAGAAGAGGAAGUCCUCACCUGUAGCCCACUCUCUCUGCCCUUCUUUUAUAUGUAACAUCAAAGUUACCGGUCUUUCAAUGUGGGACAGUUAAAUAUCACUUAGAUAACCAUGAGAGGAUUGUAGCUUUACUUCAGAAAAAAAAUGCCUUUACUAUGUGCACACACACAAACUCAUGUCAUUACCCUCACUAUUUCCUGUUUUGUUUUCUGUUUUAUGCAGUGUUGCCAUCAUUAUUCUGACUGCUAAUGAAUUAUGGGUACUUUUGUAUGUUUUUUUGUGUGUUUAAAUAUUGUGCAGAAAUUAACUGCCUUUUAUUUUAUCUUCGUUUUUCCAUGUGUAAUUUCCAGGACUAGACGUAGAUUCUAGAGUAAUUUCUUUCUAAUGUCAUAGUUUUUUUUUUUCGUUUUGUUUUUGAACGUUUACACUGGUGUUCAUCUGUCCCAUGUAGACUCAACCUAAGCAAAAGGAAGCAAAGCAGAAAAACUAUGUCUUACUCAACAGAGAAGUCAGAGUUGGCAGUUAGGGUUGCGCAAUUUGUCGCUUGAAGAUUUUUACUUUUUGGUUAAUGUUUUGUUUUUAUUUUUGGCAAAUAUAUGAACACACAUUUUCUUUGUCUUUCCUCUCUCUGAUUUUCACACACACACACACCUUUAAGUCCUUUUCGUGAAAGUCGCCAGUUAGAAGCGCUUUGGAGACGUUCCAUAGCUGAAUGGUUUUGAGGGAUAGCUACUUUCAAACGCAGUUCCCCAAAUUCUACCAGGGAUCAGGCGCGGGCACGAAGAGUAGCGGUGCCCAGGAGUCUGAUUUAAGGGAGAGUGAUGUAAUCAAAGCCGUAUAGCAAAGGUAGAAUCUGAAUGUACAAAAAGAAGCCCUAAAGUAGCCUUAAAAAGCGAUCCUAACUGUGCCCUACCUAAAGGCUUCACCCCUUAUAUUUAGAAUAUUGUGGCUGUUGCAAACAGUAGGCUACUUAAAAUUUAGACAUCGGACCCAGUCUCAAAUAAGUAAGGGAAGAAAUCUGCCUUUUAUGUUCAGGAGCAUCUUUAUUAUGCAUAUUAACCGAGUAAAUGACCAGAUUACAAAAAUUUCUUAUUUAAGCCAUAAACCUCCGUGGAUAGGUGGAUUUAAACAUUCAAAAUGAAAUAUUAAAUCGAGUUUUUUUGUACAGUGUUUCUCAUACUUUAGACUGCAAGCUUGUGCACUGUGAAUGCGUGAAUAUCCUAGUGUGAAAACAAUGUGUUCUUUGUCAUAGAAAAAAAAAACAUAGUUCGGUUGUGAAAGAUUUAGUUUCUAGUGCAGACGACAAAAAAAAGUUCCAUGAAAAACCAUGAAAGACAACAAUGCAACAACAAAACUGAAAGAAAACAGAGACGGUGCCUUCAAAACAUGUCAAAGUUACGGCAUCCAUCCCCUCUUGCUGCGCGGCUGUCUUGUUUUACCUCCAGGGGGCAGCAGGCGGGGUUCUGAGCUGACAGAGCAGCUCAUCGCUAUUCUGGAAGGCGCCAGUCCAGAAAUAGACGCUAGCUGAUCUGUUAACUGUGAAAUAAAUUCAGAAUGGCCAGAAUAUUGCUCACACUGCCGUGUAAAGGGAUGAAAACAAAGCCGGUAUAUUAUUUCGUCGUAUUUAUCACAGGGCUCCUCAUCUGAAGCUCCACCAUGUAGGCCUAGUAAAAAUAUAAUUGUUUUUUGUUAUUCUGACAUGGUGGAAAGAUAAGCAUUUCAAUAAUCAUUUCACAUGUGUGUGAAAAAGGUACACAUGGCCCUACAAACACGAGACACCUACAAAAACGGUUUUCAUCCCUCAUGAUAUAAAACUAGCAUGCAUGUUUUUUUUCCUCUCGGAUUUACCAUGUCUGAAAGGAUCGAAUUAGUUCUUGAGAAAACGAGUUGACGAAGGCUUUACCUGUCGUACAUUGAAUCUUUUGAAGUGUUCUGUAAUCUGUUGUUUGGUCCAAUCUUUUUUUGUUUUUCUCAACCACGAAGAAAAUACUGACAUUAAGUGUUUUUACUCUUCUAAGCUCAGUUAUUUAAUGGAAGAGGGAGGGAAUUGGCAAAAAAAAAACUGCUGUAAUAUACCACAAUGCUAAUACUGUAAUUGAAACAGGAUAUGGGUUUUCAUUUGUCCAAAACGAGCUAGCUCUUGUGUGUGGUGACUUCCUGGAAACAGGUGUCCCUCAAAUGUCCCACGAAUGCCCUUGCGAUACCAAUUUCUAAAUAUAGGCUUGUUUUUACAUGAAUUGAUAGACUUUCACCAGUGUACUGUGCCAUGGAUUGUAUUUCAGGAAAGACAUUGGGGAGAAAACACAUUGUCCAAACUCUCAAACUGUAGGUGAGAAGAGAUGCUCUCCUCCUGCUCCACUUCCUUGAAGUGCUCAUAUUUGGCGUCGAUUGCUUGGUGAAGGGAUUGUUCCGCCAUAUUUCUCUCACCAAACCAUCUCACCACGCCAUGUCCUAUCAAGGAAAGGACUUUUCAAGUGUUUGAACAAAUCACAGAUGAUCUCAAGUAAGAUUGUAAAUGUCUUUCCCUGAUAGCCGAACAGAAGCUGGAACAUGCCCUGGUUUUUAGUCAGGGCCUUGUCCCCUGGUAGAAUCCUUCUUCAUUCCUGCGGUAGCCUAGAUCCACUAUUCCCUGCCUUUGGGGCCUUGUCUCUUGUAUACAGAUUUUUACUAAGUGAAACAUUGUUAUCACCUCUAUCUCACUCUUCACUGUCACUGGUGUAAAUACUGAGUACUAACAUACAAAAAAACACGUUUGGACUUCGCAUUCUGUCAAGAUUUGUGUUCAAUAAAGUUA
Messenger RNA from Hypomesus transpacificus, 6364 nucleotides. RefSeq names its product neural cell adhesion molecule 1a (gene ncam1a). Gene Ontology annotation, biological process: cell-cell adhesion. The record is from RefSeq and is a predicted model, not a curated record. Gene Ontology annotation, molecular function: cell adhesion molecule binding. The transcript is spliced from 21 exons. Bases 178 to 3306 code for a protein of 1042 amino acids. Lineage: Eukaryota; Metazoa; Chordata; Actinopteri; Osmeriformes; Osmeridae. Gene Ontology annotation, cellular component: cell-cell junction; neuron projection; membrane.